GGUAGGCCCAUAGGCUAAGGAGUUAGUAAAACUAAUUAACCCUUGAUUCGCAUCUGAAACAUUGAAGCUUCCAACUGUGGCAUCAGAUUUUGAUCGAUUGUUGAAGAAGCUCACCGCCAAAUCGCACCUAUGAACACUGAAAUUACGUCGGCGGCCAAGCCGGAGUACCCGGUCAUUGAUCGCAAUCCUCCAUUCACUAAGACCGUCUCCAAUUUCAACACCCUCGACUACCUCCGCCUCUCCACCAUCACCGGCGUCUCCGUCGUCGUCGGCUACCUCUCCGGGAUCAAGCCUGGGAUUCGUGGACCGUCGAUGGUGACGGGCGGUCUGAUUGGAGUGAUGGGAGGGUUUAUGUACGCCUACCAAAAUUCAUGCGGCAGGCUCAUGGGAUUUUUCCCCAAUGAAGGCGAGGUUGCCAAGUACAAGAAGAAGUGAUCGAAUUUUUCUAGGGUUUCUGCCUAAUGAAAGAUAAUUCCUCUUUCUCAUUAUAUUUCGAGGUUUUGUAAGAAUGCCGACGCAACUUGUAUGUUGUUCUUAAUAAUUAAGAGGUGGUUGCUGAAACUUGGAAUUGCUUGUAUUCGGAUUGCUGCUUGGUGAAUUUAACUGACAUUUCCAAUGCUGAA
This is a messenger RNA of Salvia hispanica, 623 nucleotides long. RefSeq names its product NADH-ubiquinone oxidoreductase. Gene Ontology annotation, cellular component: respiratory chain complex I. The record is from RefSeq and is a predicted model, not a curated record. NCBI's taxonomy places the organism in Eukaryota, Viridiplantae, Streptophyta, Magnoliopsida, Lamiales, Lamiaceae.